CGCUCAGACAUCAACAUGCAUUUCUUCGGAAGACAUCCGAGGUAGGCACACAUUAUUAAGAAUCCAGCAAUUCCGGUCUCCAAAAUGAAGUACCUAUUGGUUUUCUGUUUAGUUGUCUCGGCUUCUUAUGCAGCCAUAGAUGAACAAAGGAUUUCGCUCAUAGAAAGAAAGUUUGAAGAUUUGGCAAGGCAACUUAUGUUAACCGAACUGGCUAUGGGAGAACGAACACGAUCCAACUACGAUUCUGGAAUCAAGCAGAUCCGAAGUACAGCUGAUGGUACAAAAUCGUAUUUAGAUGAAACUCAUACAUUCAACUCAGUUUGUUCUAUUCAUGAACACUCUAACAAUGACAGAACCGUUGGUAUGGGUGAAUUCACUGCUAACCUUAAUGGUGUAGAAUUUAGAACAAGACACAAUGACUAUAGACUAAUGAUGCCCCAUAGAAGAACGAGGGCCUAUCAUGCUCUACAAGAAAUUCCAUUACCACCUACUCCCCCUUCAGUGCUUCAAAAGCGUACAUUACCGGAACAAAUAAAGGAAUUGCAGAAUUAUUUUAGAGCAUUCUCCUUCCAAAACUUUCACUUCAGAGACUACCGUCCAUAUUUCAAACCUGUAUUAUGUUACUUGGAAGGAACAUGGACCGUCGAUACCAAAACGCUAAAUGAACCAUUUGAAAGCGAUCGCCAUCAUAUUGAUGCCACAAGCUGGUUCGACUUACAAGAAAAGAUCAGGUUUACAUCGUAUACUGGGGGGAAACACUACUUAGAAAACUUUUCAUACUUGCCAACAACUAUUAUGAACAUGGUAAAUGGAACACCCGAGUAUGCACAAUGGAAUUACAGAAUACUUUGUCAUCCAUUGAAGAAAGAUUUGCCAUUAUCUGCUAUGAAGCCUGUUGACGAUAUGGCGGCUAGAAUUGGCCACAGAUGGAAUAUAACAAGAUUUGCCCAUUCGAGAGCAGCAAGAUUUGUAUUGGCUCCUGAUUAUAAUGGAAACAGGAACAAAUAUGAAUGGCAAAAUGGAUACGGUUCAUUUCCUGAUAGAAGAACUUCAAUCAACAGUGUUCUUGACUGGAUCAUGUCAGAGAUUCCAGGUAAAGACAACUAUCCAGCAACGUUGACCGAUACCACAUUUGGAAAGAGAAUACUAGACCCAAGAGUUCAUAAUGCAACGGAACUUAAUACUGGAUUUUAUCACAGGUACUUUAGACACGAAAGGAAAGGAGCCAUGGGGACAUUCAACGCCCACAGAGGAUAUUCAGAUAGGAAUCUCUUUGUUGCUCAGACAUCACAUCCAAAUGUAGCCGAGAUGAAAAUUAAAUGGUGUGGUAAAGAUGAACACACCCACAAACCUUUCUGUAAAGAAGAAGGAGUAAGAUAUUCAUACGCAAUUCCACUAGAAAUCAUAUACUUGAAUCCUUUGAUGACUUGGAAUCCGUACAAUAUAGAGCACAUUUCCGAUCGCAGAAAAGCAGAUAUAGUAACUAAAAAUGGUAGGAAUGGCGGUCUUACGAAAGACAAAGCCUACAACGGCACAUCAUUUAAUAAGUACUACAGAACUCCGGUCGAGUUUUACCAAACCGCACACACCACAGUCGAUAAAGAUGCUGCAGAUACUGCAAGAGGAACAGUUGGUGUACUUGACAGACAUGGCAACGUUAAAAGGGUCCUAUCGUCAGGAGUUCGUAUUACAUUACCUGAUAUCCCAGGCGUUGGAAAAAUUAGAAUGAGAUACCCAGUCAUGCCAAUAACAAGUGAAGGAAGUCAGAUUGGAAAAGAGGUAGAAGCAGUCAAAGAUGUAUUGAACCACUUGGAAACAAUGGGAGCUUAUCUUCAAGAGAGACCAAGUGCAUUGUCUGGAGGCGGUAAUGCUAAGGCAGAUGCACAUUUCCGUACAUCCGUGACUAACCAAGAUCCACCAGGCCAUCACUUUCAUGAAAUGUUCAUUCCCAACGAGGACAUGCUCGAUCUAAGUAAAGGUCAUACAAUCACCGUUGUGACAACAACAGAUAACUCACAUGACCAUAAAAUUGAAGUAUCUUAUGACCAACAUACACACAAGUACAUUAUUCAUAAAUGCGAUGGUCAGGAUAAAUGUUGGGAUGGCCACACUCCUGAACUAUUCAGGCUUGAAUAGGUAUUUCUAUAAUAUUAUGGCAAUUUGGUAUUAAUUAAAAAAAUCAUCAACUCAA
Messenger RNA from Mytilus trossulus (common blue mussel), 2191 nucleotides. RefSeq lists its product as uncharacterized. Lineage: Eukaryota; Metazoa; Mollusca; Bivalvia; Mytilida; Mytilidae. Bases 85 to 2136 code for a protein of 683 amino acids. The transcript is spliced from 2 exons. The record is from RefSeq and is a predicted model, not a curated record.